Molecule: messenger RNA, 624 nt
Organism: Eimeria necatrix
Lineage: Eukaryota; Apicomplexa; Conoidasida; Eucoccidiorida; Eimeriidae
Product: DNA/RNA binding protein, putative
Exons: 1
Coding region: 1-624 (207 amino acids)
Cellular component (GO): cytosol
Molecular function (GO): mRNA binding
Source: RefSeq, a predicted model, not a curated record
AUGUCGUGCGCCUACCUGUCCGCGGCGUCGCGGGGGCUGCGUUCUCCGGGGGCCCCCGGGCCGUUCCCGCGCGUGGGUCUCGCGCUGGCGCCGCGGGGGCCCCCCGGGGCCCCCGGGGACGAAGCCAGGUCCAGCAGCACCCUGAGGCCCCGGGAAAAGAGAACGCUGUGGGUGGGGGACCUGGACCGGGCGGGGGCCCUUGUGGACGAGGGUUACGUGCGGCAGCAAAUGUUUUGGGAGUUUUUAAACUCUGUUUUAGCGGUUAGGGUUUGCAGAGACCGCAGCAGCAGACAGCCAAGUUUUGCUUUUGUGGAGUUUAACUCCCAAACCCUAGCUCAGUAUAUUCUCGAGCACAUGAACGGCAAGUACGUCCCCGGCAAGCAGCACAAGUACCGCCUCAACUGGGCCUCCUUCAACCUCUCCGACAGCCCCCAGCAGCAGCAGCAGCAGCAGCAGCAGCAGCAGCAGCAGCAGCAGCAGCAGCAGCAGUACGGCUUGCAGCAGCGCGGGGUCUAUGCGAGGCCGCCCCAGCUUCACAGGCCGCCAAACGCACUACAGCUGGACCCAGAGGCAGGUACACUCUUCGAAGUGCGCACGGCAGAGGGUUUAGGGUUUAGGGUUUAG